AAACUAUUUUUCCUUUUCAAUUUCGACCCUUCUUCUUCCGCUCACCGUUGUCAGUUCCUUCGCGCAAUCUCCAAACCCUAAUUUUCCGACCCCGAUCUCUCUCCGUCUCUCGAGCAAAUCCUCUGCACAGGAUGCUUCUCUCGCCGGGCCACUCCCCUCGCCGCCUCUCCCCCUGCUCCUCUCCGGACCAAACCCUAACCCUAGACGCCGCCCCCACAUCCGCCGGGGCCGGAGCCGGCGCCGGCGCCGCGGCCUCCGGCGGUGCCCGGAAGCGGCGCCACGCCGUGCUCGACGAGGACACGUACGUGGCGGCGAUCGAGAAGAUCAUCGAGCGCGACUUCUUCCCCGACCUCCCCAAGCUCCGCGACCGCCUCGACUGGCUCGAGGCCGCGCGCUCCGGCGACCCCGUCCUCAUCCGCGACACCCAGCUCAAGAUCCUCGAGCGCCGCCGCGCCGCCGCCGCGAAGACCCCCUCCGCCGCCGCCUCCUCCGCGCGCCGCUCUCGCACCCGCACCCCGGGGUCCUCCCUCUUCCCCUCCUUCUCCGCCACGCCCUUCGGAUCCGACCGCACCCCCUCCGCCGCUCCUGCCGACGCCCCCGUCCCCUCCGCCCCUGCGGAGGAGACGGGCGGCGGCGGCGGCGUCGUCGACGCCUCCCUCACGCUCGAUGAGUUCUUCCGCCGCUACACGAGCGAGGACAACGAGAGCUUCUCCAAGAUCAUGGACAAGGUCAACCGCAAGCAGCGGGAGCGCUACGCGCAUCUGCUGGAAGGGGAGAAGGAGCCGGUCCAAGCCCUAGAGGACGAGAAGAAGGAUCGGAUCACCGACGGCUACGGCACUUCCGGUCAGCCCGUGAGCACCUUAGAUUCUUGGAAAUACACCGCGAAGAAUCUCCUAAUGUAUUACCCCGCCGAUCGCGGCGAAGCGCCGCUGACCACGGAGGAGCAGGCCGAGCGGCUCAAGGGCUUAUCGAAAGAAAUCGAUCGCUCGAACACCCGGCUCAGAGCCAAGUUGUCGGCUGCGGCGGAAACCAAUCCCGGCAAGGAAGGGGAUGCAGACCCAAUACUCUACACGCUGGUCGCCGGCACCACCCCGACUGCCGGCUCCUUCGGCGACCGCGAGAUGGGGAAAUCGAAACGGUAUGAUUUGGAGGAAUUGAGGAAGACCCCGAACCCUACCGGUAAUCCGUUCUAUGUGGAAUCCAACAAGAAGGCGGAGAAUGGGUAUAGUUUUGUGAAAACGCCGUCUCCCGCACCGGGGGUAGAUGAAUCACCCUUCAUGACAUGGGGAGAGAUAGAGGGAACUCCGCUGCGAUUGGAUUUGGAGGAAAUGCCGUUCGAUGUCGGUGGGAGUAGCGACGGGUCUCGCUUUAGGAUCCCAUUGCCUCCCUCCCGGGAUGUGAAGGCCCACGAGCUUUCCAGGGAAGCCGCACGGAAGCUGAGGGCGAGGUCUAGAACGUUCCAGAAGCCGCCGUUGCCAUCGCCGGCCAGGGGCGGUAGUAUGAGCCCGAGCGUCCGGACGCUCUCCCCCGCCGCCCAGAGGUUUGUGAGGAAUGCCAUCGCGAAAUCUUCACGUUCUUCCGUUGACGAGACUCUUCGCGCGAGUUAUCGGGGCUCAAGUCCGGCUAUUAAUAGCACUCCAAAAGAAAAGUCGAGGUUUUCGAGAGAUGUGAGCUUGGAUUCAAGAUCCCCUUCUGCGGGACAAGAGUCCUCUAAUCCCUGGUGAUGUGAGUUGGUUUUGUAUGUUUUUUAAGUUCACGUCUAUGUGAUAAUCAACCUGCCUAUGUAUCUACUGAGUUAGAAUGUUCUACGUGUUCGUAAAAGAGAUAAUCUGUGGUGAUGCUCUUCUUAUCUUGUUAAUACGACUACUUGGUUGCAGUAGCUUGUUUUAUAUCAAGCAUGUGAUGAUUUUGUUAAUGAUGGAAAUCUCCUAAAGAGUUCAUUCACUUUCCAGCUUA
Ananas comosus (pineapple) is the source of this 1956-nucleotide messenger RNA. RefSeq names its product protein DGCR14. Gene Ontology annotation, cellular component: catalytic step 2 spliceosome. The coding region runs from base 132 to 1724 and encodes 530 amino acids. The transcript has a single exon. Lineage: Eukaryota; Viridiplantae; Streptophyta; Magnoliopsida; Poales; Bromeliaceae. The record is from RefSeq and is a predicted model, not a curated record.